AUGGCCACCGCUCUUGACCACCUCGCCCUUGGUGGCAGAAUCGACUGGCUCGCCUCGCUCGACACUGCCUUCCAGCCCGCCCAGAACUACCGCCGAACAUCCAUUAUCUGCACGGUUGGUCCCAAGAGCAACUCCGUCGAGGUCCUGAACAAGCUCCGAAAUGCGGGUCUUAACGUGGUCCGAAUGAACUUCUCGCACGGCGAGUACGAGUACCACCAGUCUGUCAUUGACAAUGCUCGCGCUGCCGAGAAGUCCCAGCCCGGCCGUCAGGUCGCCAUUGCCCUCGACACCAAGGGACCUGAAAUCCGAACCGGAAACACAACGGGAGAUGCCGACCUUCCCAUCUCGGCCGGCACCGAGAUGAACUUCACAACCGACGACAAGUACAAGACGGCAUGCGACACCGAGAACAUGUAUGUUGACUACAAGAACAUCACCAAGGUCAUCCAGAAGGGCCGUACCAUCUAUGUCGACGACGGUAUCCUGGCAUUCGAGGUGCUGGACAUCGUUGACGACAAGACCCUCCGUGUCCGAUGCAAGAACAACGGCUUCAUCUCCUCAAGAAAGGGUGUCAACCUGCCCAACACCGACGUCGAUCUUCCUGCCCUUUCCGAGAAGGACAAGAACGACCUGCGCUUCGGUGUCAAGAACAACGUCGACAUGGUCUUCGCCUCGUUCAUCAGACGGGGUGAGGACAUCAAGUCCAUCCGGGAGGUCCUCGGCGAGCAGGGCAAGCACAUCCAGAUCAUCGCCAAGAUCGAGAACCGACAAGGUCUGAACAACUUUGCCGAGAUCCUCAAGGAGACUGAUGGUGUCAUGGUUGCCCGUGGUGACCUGGGUAUCGAGAUCCCCGCCGCCGAGGUGUUCGCCGCCCAGAAGAAGAUGAUCGCCAUGUGCAACAUCGCUGGCAAGCCCGUCAUCUGCGCCACCCAGAUGCUCGAGAGCAUGAUCAAGAACCCCCGGCCCACCCGUGCCGAGAUCAGCGACGUCGGCAACGCCGUCACUGACGGUGCAGACUGCGUCAUGCUGUCUGGUGAGACCGCCAAGGGCUCCUACCCAUGCGAGGCCGUCUAUGAGAUGAGCGAAGCUUGCCUCAAGGCCGAGAACACCAUCCCAUACGUCUCCCACUUCGAGGAGUUGUGCUCACAGAUCAAGCGCCCCAUCAGCGUCGUCGAGUCUUGCGCCAUGUCUGCCGUGCGGGCAUCGCUGGACCUGAACGCCGGUGGUAUCAUCGUCCUUUCCACCUCGGGCGAAUCCGCUCGUCUGCUCUCCAAGUACCGCCCCGUGUGCCCCAUCUUCAUGGUGACCCGCAACGCCAGCGCCUCCCGGUAUGCUCACCUGUACCGUGGCGUGUACCCAUUCCACUUCCCCGAGGAAAAGCCCGACUUCUCCAAGGUUAACUGGCAGGAGGAUGUCGACCGCCGUAUCAAGUGGGCCGUGGCGAGGGCUAAGGAGCUCAACGUCCUGUCCAAGAACGACACCGUUGUCGUCGUUCAGGGAUGGAAGGGCGGCAUGGGUAACACCAACACCCUGCGGAUCGUCAAGGCCGACACUGAGGACCUUGGCAUCGGCAAGCUUGAGGGCUAA
Diaporthe citri is the source of this 1587-nucleotide messenger RNA. RefSeq lists its product as uncharacterized. The coding region runs from base 1 to 1587 and encodes 528 amino acids. The transcript has 6 exons. Gene Ontology annotation, biological process: glycolytic process. The record is from RefSeq and is a predicted model, not a curated record. Gene Ontology annotation, molecular function: pyruvate kinase activity; potassium ion binding; magnesium ion binding. NCBI's taxonomy places the organism in Eukaryota, Fungi, Ascomycota, Sordariomycetes, Diaporthales, Diaporthaceae. Gene Ontology annotation, cellular component: cytoplasm.